CUCUCUCUCUCUCUCUCUCUCUCUCUCUCUCUCUCUCUCGCCCUCUCUCUCCCUGCUGCUCUGUCACACACACACACUCUCACAGAGGGACACACACACACUCCUGUGGUGGUCGGGAUGUGAUCGCGCUCCUGCCUGCCGUCGAUGAUCACAUGGAGCCGCGGGAUUACCAGACGCCGCCGCCAACUCCACGACGCGCAGUCCUCGCUCCCCAGCUGACAGACCAGGAGAGGAGGUGCCAGGAGUAGAGCAGAGGACAGAGGAAGCACCAGGAGUAACCAGGAGGCACCAGGAGGAGAGAGGAGGCACCAGGAGUAACCAGGGGGCACCAGGAGGAGAGAGACCCCGGUGAUGGAGGUGAGCGGUGGGCCGGCGUCUGAACUCCACCCCACAGGAACCACCCUCCCCGCCGAGGCCCUCCGGCCCGGUCCCCAGGCCCCGGCAAACCACGAUGGAGCGGACCCCCCCGCCCACACCCUUCACCACGCGGGCCUGGUACCGGGCCCCCGGGAGCCCCUGAAGGAGGACUCGGUUGGAGGUCCUGGUUCUGUGGAGCAGCCUUGUGCUCAAGUCGCUCCCUCACACAGGUCCCCAGCCGGACCCCUGCUGCACCCCAGUGCCGGACCGGGGACCCCGGUAACUCCCCGGAUGGGAGCCGAGACACACACCUCGUCACACCUCCACCAGGGACACACGAUUUGGGCCAAUAACGGGCUGCAUGUGGGUGGAGGCGGUGGCAGUGGUGGUGGUGGUGGAGGCAGUGUUGUAGGUGGUGGAGGCAGUGGCGGUGGUGGUGGUGGUGGUGGAGGUGACGUUGGCAACAUCCUCCAGAGCCUGCAGCCGGUCCAGAGGAGUCCCUGUGAGACCGCCCAGGUGGAGGUGUGCGGCCACUCCCCUCAGGACCCCGCCUACCAUGCCCAGAAGGCCCAGGGCCAGGUGGUGGUCGCCUGCAAGCCGUCCCCCCGCCUGCAGCGCUGCGAGCUCCUGACCGCCGCCUACCACCACCACGACUCCGGGGGUUGCCCCGCCCAGCUGCUCCAGGGGGGGCACGCCCACCUGUGCGCCCCAGAGGACUGCGUCGCGGUCAACAACCACCACCACCACCACCACCUCCACCACCUCCAUCAGCAGCAGCAGCAGCAGCAGCAGCAACACUGCGAGGAGACGAUCCGCUACGGGUCCUACGCGAACCACGGGGUCCUCGAGGACGGCUUCCCGGCCUGCUGCCACACCCAGCCGCUCCUCGGCCCCGCCCAGCUGCCCCUCUGCCUGGCCAACGUUGAGGGGGGCUGUCAGUACCAGGCGGGGGUGGCGGCCCACCCGGAGACCCCACUCCUGGCCCUCCCGCGCCUCGUAUCGUCCGUCAGCGAGACGGGCCUGGACGCCACGCGCCUGCUGGGCUGCUGCAGCCUCAGCUGCUCCUGGGCCCGCCCCUUCCCCCCCGGGGGCGGGGGCUUCCACGCCUGGACGGAGGAGCGCCAACGCUCCACCUCCCGCCCCAUCAGCCCCGUCGCUGCCGCCAACGCCAAUGCCAACCCCCCCAAGACCGCCGCCGCCCUCCGGGACGCGGGCACCAUGACGGCCCCCCGGGAGGUGAGGGACGUGGGGGUGCAGACCACCCUCCCCGGCCAUGCCCACGUCUUCCCCCAGGUGUGUCUGAUGGAGGAGGGGGCGGGCGGGGCCGAGGGCCCCCCGGACUGGGGGGAGGGUCCCGGCAGCGGCGGGGGUCUCGACGCCAAGCGAGGCUCCCUGAAGUCGCCGGUGAAGGAGGUGAAGUGGGACGCGGAGGGCAUGACCUGGGAGGUGUACGGGGCGGCGGUGGACCCCGAGGAGCUUGGCCUCGCCAUCCAGCGGCACCUGGAGCUGCAGAUCAAGGAGACGGCCAGCCGCGCGGCCAAGCUGUCCCGCCAGGGCACCGCCACCUCGCGCCACAGCUGUGCGGGUGCCAGCGGGAAGGAGUGCGGCAAGAAGAGGGGCCGGGUCCUCCUGGGGUCGUUCAGACCACCCGCCUGCUGCGCACGGACCACCACCGCCGCCGACUGACCACCACCGCCGUCGACUGACCACCACCGCAACUGACCACCAUCGACUGACCACCACCGCCGUCGACUGACCAGCACCGCAACUGACCACCAUCGACUGACCACCACCGCCGUCGACUGACCAGCACCGCAACUGACCACCAUCGACUGACCACCACCGCCGUCGACUGACCAGCACCGCAACUGACCACUAUCGACUGACCACCACCGCCGCCGACUGACCACCACCGCCAUUGACUGACCGCCGCCAAGCUGACAGACUGACGGACUGCUGACCGACUAAUCGUGACCAACUGAGCCAAUGACUGUGACUGACUGACUCUGAGUCACUGACUCUGAUCACCUGACUGGAACCACUGAUUCACUGACUCUGAGUCAGUAGGCGUGUUUCAGAUCAAGCUUCCGUUGCAUUGCCUCGCAUAACAUAACGCAUUCUGGGAUAAAAACUUCAGAAAUGCUGGUGAUAACUUCCCUAUGCGACAUGCCACAUGGGUUUAAAAACUUGCGGGAGCUCCAGGGUAACUCCCUCUGUCUGCUUUUCUGUACAAUGGUCUCAAAUAAAUGCAGACAUAAGACAACCAAUUACGUUGCUGUAAUUGGUUGGAAUUACCAUGUUGAAUUUCCCACGUGAGAAAUGACAUGACUCCUUUCAAAGAGGCGUGCCCUCUCCCAAACUAUGCUUAUAAAGGAUAGACGACUUUGUGAACUUUCACUUCGUCACUCAUCAUGUUAUUUUUUUCUGAGGGAAAGGGGCUUCAAGCUGUUUGCAAUGAAACUACAGUUGGCGAACAAAAUCCCUUGCCUGCACUGGUUGGGCCAUCUUCUUUUUUUCAAACUACGAGAAGUGCACAUGGACCUAUAAAGGAAGUGCACCUGUGUCCGACUUGACGUGGUGGGAACUUGACGUGUUUCUGACUAAUUCCGGCGGAUCUUCUCAAGUCUCGUGCAUGCAUGCGCUCAAAUGCAGGCGGUCAAAAAAUGCAGCCAGUGACUCUGAGUCAGUGACUCUGACCACCUGACUCUGAUCACAUAACUCUGAACACCUGACUCUGAUCAUCUGAAUCUGAUCACCUGACUCUGACCACCUGACUCUGAUCACCUGACUCUUAUCACAUGACUCUGACCAACUGACUCUGACCACCUGACUCUGAUCACCUGACUGCACCUGAGGGCUCGUAGGGACCAAACUGGCCGGCUGCCGACCAGAUUGAACCAGUUCACUGUGUGUAGCUCCUACUGCCAUAUAGAACUGUUCUAUGCCUCAAAUGUCGCCCAAUUGUAUGAUAGAAAAACUAGCAGGGGUGAAGUCUGUAGUAAAGUCAAAGAAUGGUACGUGGAAAUGUUGUCAGUUGAAUGUGACUUGCUAUGUUUGUUUGUGAUGUCCCCCACCCCCCUCCACAUCUAGCAUGAGGUUAGAUGUCACACAGGGUUUGAUGUCACACAUGCUUAGAUGUAACACAGGGUUAGGUGUGGGGGGAGGGGAUCUUGAAAGAUUCUAAAAGGGAUAUCAGUUUGGACUUCAUGAUGUAAAACCACCAAUAGAUCGGUCUUGUCUAAACUCUGGAAUGAUUUCAACAGAACAAAAUCAUUCAUAUUUCAUAAAGUGGUUUGGAGCGUUGUGAAUGUGUGAAUGUGAUUAAAUAGGACAUCAUCCGCCGGUGAUGAAAACGUUCCGAUGUUUCUAACUUCCUGUGAGGGUUCAACGUAGGAAGAGAAGGAGCACCAUGUUUUUGUACUGAAUGAGAAUGAUUAUUAACCUAACUUAGAUGUUGCUUCCCGUUAACUGGGAUGUUAAAAACAUCUGGAACCUCUGGAAUGUACUUCUAGUGACCGGCCGUUGCUGGUUGUCUGAAAUCCUACGGGCUACACCUUUUCUCAUCAGCCUCUCCUGACUGGUUUGUCUUAUCUUAGUAUUACUUCACAGCCAAAGAAUACUUUUUUUCAACGGGAACAGUCCCGUGUGCAUGUGUGUGAACACAUCUAUUCCACCGGUGAACGGAUCAAUUCUAGGCCAACAUUACUGUUUUUAUUGAUGGGUACCACCGUUUCUCUAUCUACACUGUAUAUCUGCUGUCUGCUUCGGUUUCUGCCGCAUAAACAAUGUACCAUCUCUUUAUGGUCGAGGCUAGAGUCAGAGAAAAUAAUGUUGUCUUUCUUGAUUACCUGUGCUGAUAUUUUCUCCCACAGAGGCCGACUGUUUCCAUCCACCGGCAAACCCGUGAGGGAAAGCAGUUUGUCAGUGUGAAUAUUGCUUUAAAAUACCGACAUACAUUGAUGUGUCACUCGUGGUUUACGCACGCUGGAGAACAGAUUGGUCUUGUGGUUCAGGUGUUCAGGCUGAAGGGUUCUGGGUUCAAUUGCCAAUGUUCUCUGGCUACCUGUAGGUGUCUUUGAGCAAGAUGUCCCCUCACCCCUACUUCUCAAUUAUAUUUGUCUAAAUUCUGCUUUUGAGUAAUACUCAACUAAUCCAAAUUGAAUUUGUUUGGACUCCGCCCCUGUGGAGACCACAGUUAAUGAGGGGAAAAGGAGAAUUUAUUUUGGUGUAAUAUGUGGGAUGACAAACCAUGUGUUAUAAUUUACAUUUGAGAUGAAACGUUUGUUCAUGAGAAUGGCUAGCCUGUGCCUUUUGAGAGACAAUGUUUAGUUUGUAAUGUUUCAGGCUUAGUGAGCUAAGUCAUGUUCUGUGAGGGCUUGUGUUAUCUAAUAAAGGAAUACAGAAUACAC
This is a messenger RNA of Gadus morhua (Atlantic cod), 4766 nucleotides long. RefSeq lists its product as uncharacterized. NCBI's taxonomy places the organism in Eukaryota, Metazoa, Chordata, Actinopteri, Gadiformes, Gadidae. Gene Ontology annotation, cellular component: plasma membrane. The record is from RefSeq and is a predicted model, not a curated record. Gene Ontology annotation, biological process: neuron projection development. Bases 352 to 2043 code for a protein of 563 amino acids. The transcript is spliced from 3 exons.